AUGGGUCUUAUAUGCCGCUAUGCAGCUACAGAGCAAAAGGUUAUCAGAUUCAAUCUCGACAAUCGUACAAUCAAAGAUUUCGAUCAGAGCAUCUUCAACGCUUCACCCGAGUUCCGAUAUUAUUGCGCUACGUGGCUUGCUCGGUCCAUCCCAAUAACCAUGGAGCUAGAAACAACGAAACCAAUCGCUGACUUUGACAACUUCAAAACACUACAGAGUCUUUUUGAGUGGGCCGAAGAUAGGGCUUUAUAUCCCCUACACGGUAGCAUUAUAGUUAGAAGCUCAGAAGCCCAAACCCGGUCUCUGGAAAAUGUCUGCACGUUGGCACUCAACUUCUGCCUGGCAACGCCUAGCACAUUGACCAAAGUACCAGACUCCGCAACAAUCAAUCGGAUCGGCAUGAUUGAUUCCUAUCUAGGUUAA
Molecule: messenger RNA, 423 nt
Organism: Pyrenophora tritici-repentis Pt-1C-BFP
Lineage: Eukaryota; Fungi; Ascomycota; Dothideomycetes; Pleosporales; Pleosporaceae
Source: RefSeq, a predicted model, not a curated record